AGGUAUGUAGGUACCUAGGUAGGUACCAACUAUAAAAUCAGAACAUCCCAUAAAGAAGUAUAUAUACCUGUUAUAUUGUCAAUACGUCAUCGGUCCACACCUACAGGAAACACAGUGCGACGAUAAUAGAUAUACCAUGACACUUUGCGUCUUCAAAUGGCUAAUAUUAAGCAUUCCUUUCUUCCACUUUACUUAGCAGUCAUAGUCCCAUAGGUGUAAAUAUCGCCUACUUCAUAUCCGGUAUGCCUCUGCAUCUUCUAGGCAAGAAAUCGUGGAAUGUCUACAACCCCAAAAAUAUUGAGCGCGUGAGGCGCGACGAAGCAGCUGCCAAAGCCCGCGACGAGGCCGAAGAGCAACGCCAGCAAGAAGUCGAUGCCGAACGUCGUCUAGCCAUCCUACGAGGCGAGACCCCGCCUAUACCUCCUCCCCCUCAGUUGAGCGUUGAAGAUGAGGCUCGUAGCCAGAAACGAAGUCGCGAUGAGGAUCCGGGAGCACCGAUCCGGGGUAGGGAUCGUAGGAAGCGAAAGCGUGCAGGUGAAGAUGAUACAGAUUUCGAAUUGCGCCUUGCGCGCGAGCAGUCGAGUGCUGCACAGACGACAAGCGAUGCGCUUGUAAAGAGCACUAGUAAUGCCCCGCUCGUGGACCACACCGGUCAUAUAGACUUGUUCCCUGAAGAGCGAUCGCGUGUGCCUAUACAGAAAAAUGAAGAGGCUGAACGAGAAGCUGCCAAGAAGAAGCGAGAAUAUGAAGACCAGUACACUAUGCGCUUCUCUAACGCCGCUGGCAAGGAGGGAUUUGUUGGCCCUUGGUAUGCAAAAGGUGGUGACAUUAAGGACGUUGUAGAUGGUAAUCUGGAUGCACCGAGCAAAGACGUAUGGGGUAACGAGGACCCGCGGCGGAAGAUACGGGAGGCUGUACGCGUUGUAGCAAACGAUCCUCUUGCAAUGAUGAAGAGAGGUGUCGCGAAGAUUAGGGAGGUUGAGAAAGAAAGACGAAAGCUGAACGAGGAGAGAGAGCGAGAGCUGAGGCAGCUUCGAAAAGUAGAGAAGAGACGAGAGAGGAGGAGGCGACGAGAGGGAAGAAAGGACUACGAUGGCCUUGAGGGGCUCACUCUAGAUGGUACGGCCUCCAGUAAAACCCCAGCCCACUCCAAGGAUGACGACGAUCAUUAUCAAUAUCGACGAUAUCAUCACUCCCGGGACGAGAGCGAUCGAUCUCGGCGCCACUCCGAAAAUAGAGAACACAUAGAGCACGAGUAUGACCAGAAACAAAGUUCCCGAUCAGACCAUCAGGAGCAAGGUCAGGGAUUAUCAAAACAUGACAGACGGCGAGAAGGGAGGGCAGAUAACUACUAGCAUUGCAUCGGUAUACCGGACCAGGCGUUAGUUUUUCGAGUAUUAGAUACCCCUCCUGCCUUGUAGAGGCACUAAUAUCAUUUGCGUAUUCGUGAUUAGACGGAU
This is a messenger RNA of Daldinia decipiens, 1460 nucleotides long. RefSeq lists its product as uncharacterized. The transcript is spliced from 2 exons. The record is from RefSeq and is a predicted model, not a curated record. The coding region runs from base 243 to 1355 and encodes 370 amino acids. NCBI's taxonomy places the organism in Eukaryota, Fungi, Ascomycota, Sordariomycetes, Xylariales, Hypoxylaceae.